Sceloporus undulatus (fence lizard) is the source of this 2834-nucleotide messenger RNA. It is a transcript of the gene ANKRD53, whose product is annotated as ankyrin repeat domain 53. Gene Ontology annotation, molecular function: protein binding. Gene Ontology annotation, cellular component: spindle pole. The record is from RefSeq and is a predicted model, not a curated record. Lineage: Eukaryota; Metazoa; Chordata; Lepidosauria; Squamata; Phrynosomatidae. The transcript is spliced from 5 exons. Bases 358 to 2202 code for a protein of 614 amino acids. Gene Ontology annotation, biological process: regulation of mitotic spindle organization; positive regulation of microtubule polymerization; mitotic metaphase chromosome alignment.
CUGCUGUUCCAGAGAAUAGGAACCAGAACAAUGGAUGCGAAAUACAGGAAAAGAGAUUCCAGCUCAACAUGAGCAGGAGCUUCCUGAGAGUAAGGGUGGUUUGAGGAAGUAGACUUGAGUCUAAGGAAGCUCUGACUUCUUUCUUAAUCUCAAAGGAGGUCCCUCUCCAUAAUGAUCCUACAGACAUAACACGGCUAUAUCUUUGAAUUCUGCAACUUCUCUUAGCAGCAGCCCUGUUCAUGAAACUAGUGGGGUUUUCAUUGACCGAAUUAACCUCUUCUGUGGUCUGUUCCCCCUCUUUCCCCAAUGCCACCCACUUUUAUUAUUGUUAUUGUGUGACUAAGUAGUUUCUGACUUAUGGCAACCCUAAGGCAUAAGUUCCUCAGAGGAGGUUUGCCAUGGCCUUCCCCUGAGGAGGCUGAGAGAGUGACUCGCCCAAAGUGGGUUCCACAGCUGAACCAGGUUUCGAAACCUGUUCUCCAGACUCUUAGUCCAAUGUCCAAACCACUGCUUGACGCUUCCACUUUACUGAGCAUUGCUGUCUUUUCCAGUAAGUGCUGUCAUCUCUCUCAUGAUGUGUCCAAAGUACAACAGCCUCAAGUUCGUCAUCCUCGCUUCUCUUGGGAGUUCAGGCUUGGUUUGCUCUCAGGCUCAUGUAUAGAUUUACAUUUAUAUUGGAAGAGCCCUCUUGCACAUUGCAUUCCAAAUCCUUUUACCUUUUUGCACCAUGCUCUCGGCUUAGUUCCAUGGCUCUGUUUGGAAAGGGCAGCCGGAAUGACUUCACUUCUGCCUUGGUUCUUGUUUAGUUCCUCCAAGUCAAUCAGACAGCCUUCAGCAAAGAUCAGGUCCAAAGAAAUGCACUAUGCGGCCAGCACUGGACAUGUGCGCUGGCUCCAGGUCUGCCUGCAGAAGACCUCAAGUCCGACCCAAGCCGACAUUAACGGCUUCUCUGCCUUGCACACCGCAGCUUUGCGCGCCCGCUUGGAUUGCAUACAGAUAUUGGUUGACAGAUACGGUGCCAAUGUGAACCUGGCUAGCGUCACUGGCUGGCGGCCCAUCCACCUGGUGAUAAGCAAGGAGAACGGGGCCAUGGGGCUGGAGUGCCUGAAGUUCCUCAUCAGCAGAGGGGCCAAAGUCAACGUGCAGAACCAAAGCGGGGUGACUCCACUUCACAAGGCAGCAAGUGAGGGUAGUGAAAAAUGCGUCCAGGUUCUGAUCGAUGCAGGAGCUGAUGUCCAUGCCAAGGACAUAGAGGGGCAGAAGCCCAUUGAUCUGUCCAGAACGUGGGGCCACAGAGCCUGUGCUAAAUACCUCGCUAGUGCCAUGUGGAAAAUAGACAAGGAGAACUAUGCGCGGGAGAUGUGUAGACUGAAUGAAAUCAAGGAAGAGUGUGAGAUGAGAAGAAAAGAAUUCAUCAAAAGAGAACAGAUGGAGGUGGAUUUCUGUAACAUCGCAGCAUUUGAAGAGUGGCUGGCCAACAAGCAUUUGCCUCGUCCUUCCAGUCGCAUUGCGACCUUUCUGGAAAAGAGGCAUCCGUCCGUGACUCUCCAGAAGUUUUGCAAGGGAAUGGCCAGCCCAAUCAUUUCGGUCACUGCAUUGGUCCCAAGCAAAGCCCCCCACUUGCUACAGAAGGACCAGAGACAACGGCUGUGGAACCCCAGCACAAACCUCUCCUCCGAGCCAAUCACGCGCAUCUCCCGGUCCAGCACUGUCCGGUUGGGGGUCGACCCGGAGAAGAUUGUGGAUCCAGACUUCACCUCCUUCGUCUCCCUCUUCAAGAAUGCCUCUGGAGAGAUGGAGAUCCAGAUUGACGGCGUGGGCAAGUUCCCCUAUGUGCCCAACCUGCCCUUUGAGGACAUGGAGAAGAGCCUGUACCCGCAAAGCUGGCCCCCCCGUAUGGAGGUCCCAAAGGAUUUCCGUUCCACAAACAUCUACAGCCUGAAGCACAAGCGCCUCCCAGGCCCUGAACAUAAGUGGACUGACCAGAUGGCCAUGAGCUUACGGCAGACAUUUGACCCUGCCUUUGUGGACAGGCUGAAGGCCCACUUCUCUACUUAUGGAGACCCCAAAGUCCUCUCUCCAAGGCUGGAUUCUGGCUGUGCCAGGGGUAAAAAUACCUUCCCUUCUUCCUCUCCUUCCCCUUCCUCUUCCUCCUCCUCCUCCUCCUCUCUUUUGAGCAAAGUCAGCAGCCGUCAGGACUAACUCACUCUUUCCCGUGUUUCCAGGCUGUGUUCCAAAUGACUUGAACUUAUUUUGUCUUUCUUCAUUUUAAAAAGACAUGCCUGCCCCAAAUGCAUGGGCAGAGAAGAAUGGCAGAGAUCAUCCAUCAAGGAGCUUGAGGGGUAUUAAUUUGUUGGGCAGGCCAUUUUCCACCACUCAGGCUGUGAGAACAUAAAGAACCAGAAGGAGCAUUAAACCUGCUGAGUAUGGGGCCAUUUAUAAAAUCUUGUGUCAUCACUCAAUGUCUGGCAAAGGUUCAAAGGUUUGAACACCCAACAUGAGGCGUUCAGAUAGUUCAGAUAUUCAGUUUUGCAUGGAAUAUGGUGGUCUGCAUAUUCAGAAUUUUGGAGAGGGAGAAUUCUUGGAGCUAUUGGAGAUCACUUAUGCAGUCAGUUGCACUGAAACAACCAGCCUGCAACUGGUUUUUGAGUUGUGAUGUGUUUGGGUAGCCAUGUCAUUGCUCUGGAAAAGAGAACAGGAUCUGCAACCCUCCCCUUGUUGCAAACACUCACCAAAAGAAUGAGCCCACGGUUCUUGUUGGUGUGACCAGGUGAGAGCAUCUCAGGAUGAGCAACAAGGAUCCCAAACACAUUGCAGAAAUAAUCCAGUUUGAG